Molecule: messenger RNA, 2384 nt
Organism: Brassica napus (rape)
Lineage: Eukaryota; Viridiplantae; Streptophyta; Magnoliopsida; Brassicales; Brassicaceae
Product: putative F-box/kelch-repeat protein At4g39756
Exons: 1
Coding region: 373-1617 (414 amino acids)
Molecular function (GO): protein binding
Source: RefSeq, a predicted model, not a curated record
AAGGAUGAAGCAUAUUUAUAUAGUCAAAAAGUAAAAAAAAAAUUUUUAAUGGGACAACUGAAUGUUGAAUGUGUUUCGAUUUGUCAAAUUCUCUGUUAAAAUAUUUAAAACUCAUAGCCUCAACAGAUGAACAAGCUGAUUAAGUGAUUAGAUACUUGUACAUUCUCAAGUCGGAAUGGAAUCUCAAUUCUCUUCGAUCGGGGGGUUUAAUUGAGUAUUAUUUUUCUUGAGGGUCGAGUAAAUAUUAUUUAUAAAGUCAAGAGGUUAAGUUUGCAAAUAAAUGUUAGAAAGUAUAUAAUGUGUUACAAAAAAAAGGGUGUAUAUAUGUGUGUGCUGAUUUCAUAAAAAAGACCUAAUUGCGUUUUCCUCAACAUGAAGAUGGAACGAGAAGAAGCACGGCCGCAAAUAAAACUCCUAUGUCGAGCCUGGUAUGCUCUUAAGAAUGCAAAAGGAUAUUUACAUCACUUGUUGCUAUAUUUGGAAACGCUCUCUACUUUUCCUCCGACCACCACCGCUAUAAAUUCGGAUGUGGAACCACCAUCGUCACAUCCAUCGUUUUUAUCACUUCCAGAAGACGUUGUUCUGAACUGCUUAGCACGCAUAUCGAGAUGGUACUACCCGAAACUCUCCCUUGUCUCCAAGACCUUCCACUCUCUCAUUAGAUCCGAUGAGCUCUCGAUGGAGAGAUUUCACCUCAAAACCACCGAAGCCUUAUUUUACGUCUGCUUACAGUUUACCGAUCAUCCUGUUCCCUCCUGGUUUAGCCUCUGGAUAAAACCUGAUCAAAUUCUAACGAAUGACGUGGAGGAGGAUUAUAACAAGUCUACUGGAAACACUUUGUUGGUAGGAAUACCCUCACCAACAAUAGAUAUUGGUUUGGUUGGUUCCAAAUUCCAAAAAUUUAUUCCACAAAAAAUUUCUCCCACGUUAUCGUUUUCUCCCAUGUAUUCCCGUAAUAAGGGGAAUAGCUUCGUCUUUAGAGCCCCUAUCAUGAAGGUGGCUCGAAAUAAUAACGCCGUUGCUGGCUUCCUCGACGGGAAAAUAUAUGUCAUGGGUGGUUGCAGCCCAAAUGAAUCCACGAGUUGGGCUGAGGUUUUUGACACAACGACUCGAGUUUGGGAAUCUUUACCUGAUCCUGGCCAUGAGCUCCGCUCCUCUUUAAUUAAACCAUUGAUAGUGACUAAAGGAAAGGUUUACGUUGAGAGCAGCAACAAGAAGAAUAUUAAUUUUUAUGAUCCAAAACAAGGUAGAUGGGGCGUUGCAGAAAAUCGACCCUUUGUUGAAAAGACGUGUGUGAUAGAGAAUGUUUUAUACUCAUGCGAUCGUUUUGGUUGUUUUUGGAGUGACACAAAGCAUAACAAGUGGAUGGUGGUCCAUGGUUUGGAGGUAUUUAAUAGGAAUCGUCGUGGUGGUAUUACUGCAUUAGCUAACUACUGUGGGAAACUCUUAAUCUUAUGGGACAGGCCUGGUCCUUGUCAAAACACGAACAUUUGGUGUUCGGUUAUUGCGCUUGAAAGACGAGAUGAAGUCGUCUGGGGACACGUUGAGUGGGCUAGUGUUGUGCUUACGGUUCCCAGUUCUUACCAUUUCUUGCGUUGUGAAGUGAAAUCAGGUUGAUCGAACUUUUAUUUUAACAUAAAACCAUACACGAGCGUUAGGCUCUGCUUAUUCUUGUAACUUUUAAUUAACUCAGUCAUUUGUUUCAGUUUUAAAGUAAGAUGCCUUUUCUAGGAACCUCUCUUCUUUAUUUAGUUAUUUCUCAUUUUCUUUGCUGGUAUGAGUUGAUACUCCAACCGUUUGUCGCCUGUUUCUAUAUAACCAAUAAAAAACGAAAAUAUGGGCAAUCAUAAUUUCCAACCAUGAGUUUUAUUAUUCUUAUCGAUCACAAGCAUUGUUAUCUUCUUUUUUUCUUUCUUGAAGCUUUGAUUUGGAUCAUCUAACAGUUGGUAUCAAGAUCAUAUUGACACGAAGACAUGAAUAAGAUUGACACGAGGUGGCUGAAUUAUGGACAUGAGACGGCUGAGUUAUAGCACGAGGUGGUUGAGUUAUGACGGCUGAAUUAUGACAUGAGAUGGAUGAGUUAUGAUGGCUGAGUUAUGACAUGCGGUAGCUGAGUUUUGAUAUGAGGUAUCUGAGUUAUUGAGACGAAAAAAGCUGUUAGAGAGUGUUGACUUUAAGGUGUUAACACAAAUUUGAAUUUGAAUUUAGAUCUCAUGGUGCCCCUAGAAUACCCUAUUAUCCAGCCUUCUUGCUAUCUCUUUUGAGUUGGACAAUUAUCAUAAAUAGACUAUUUUCAAGUUUUGGUCACAAAAAUAGACCACAAGGAGGAAAAUGACCAAAAUGUUCUAUUUAAUAGAUAAAAGGACACUAAUAUCCUAAAUAUA